UACUAGUGCUCCGUUGAGUGUGCUUGUAUUCGAGUUCUACCUGUCAGUUGACAUUCCAAAUUUGUCGUGUAAACAUUUUACCUUCUGGAUUUUAAACCGUUUCAUCACUACCCUCUACAAAAUGUCUACCACUUCUAUCAACUAUUCGUAUUUCAUCAAUGCUAAAUCUCAUAGAAGAAGACCGGCUUUGACCAGAGAAAUAACUAAAAGACAAUACAACAGUCCCAAAGAACAAAUUUCUCUUGCCGAAGGUGUUCCUAAUGAAAUAACCUUCCCUUUCGAAUCGAUUACGAUAAAAUUAAAAGAUGGUUCUAAAUUUGAUAUCGUUGGACAAGAAUUGGCGUCUGCUCUUCAAUAUAUUCCUACUCAAGGAUACCCGCCGUUGGUGAAAUCGGUUAAGGAAUUUACGAACAGCGUUCAUAGUCCACCAGGAUGGGAUCGAUACGAGACAUUGAUUACAAACGGAUCUCAAGAUGGCAUGAGUCGUGUUCUGGAAAUGAUUUUGGAAGAAAAUGAUAGUAUGCUAGUACAAAAUCCUUAUUAUGCUGGAGUCGAAGCUAUCAUAAAGCCUCUUAAUAUAAACGUAGUUGGAGUAGACGAAGAUGAAUUUGGAAUCGUUCCUCAAAAACUCAUUGAUGCUUUGGAGAACUGUAAAAAAUACACAGAAGAAGGUGGAGGGAGAAUGCCUAAAGUCAUUUAUUUAAACCCAACAGCGUCAAAUCCAUCCGGGAGAACAAUUCCACUGGAACGGAAGAAAGAAAUUUACGAAAUUUGCUGCAAAUAUAACAUAAUUAUUUUGGAGGAUGACGCAUAUUAUUUUCUACAUUUCCUCGAUCAACAACCAAUCUCAUUUCUCAGUUUGGAUACAGAAGGAAGAGUUAUCAGAUUGGAUUCUAUGUCGAAAGUUUUGAGCUCGGGGUUGAGACUCGGUUGGGUUACUGGACCGAAGAGACUUAUUCAAAACAUCGAAAUACACAUUUCUAGUUGUAUUUUGCAUUCUAGCGUGCUUUCUCAGGUAAUUCUGGAGAACCUCUUUAAGAAAUGGGGAGCCAGCGGUCUCAUUUCAUACUUUUCAAAAGUGGCUUCGUUCUAUCGAGCCCGUCGCGAUUUUACCAUGGCCUGUAUGGAAAAACACCUCAAAGGUCUAUGUGAAUGGGAAGUUCCAUCUGGAGGAAUGUUCGUUUGGUUCAAAAUUCUUGGCGUUUCCGAUGUUUACGAAAUGUUAUUAACGAGAGGUUUGAAAAAACAUAUAACCUUCAUUCCUGGACAAAAUUACAUGGCCGAUCCGACAGCUGCGUGUAAUUACGUUCGAGCGUCUUACAGCAAAGCUAGUCUCAAACAAAUUGACAAAGCGAUGCAAACUUUAGCCGAGUUGAUUCGAGAGGAGCACUUGUUGCUGCGCAGGAAAUUGGAUAGUUUGGACGAUGAAAUAAUAAUAAGAUAGAUCCUAUAUGGAUAAUAGCGCAGAAAUGAAUGCUUACACUGAUAAUUUGAUGAAACGAUACUUCAUCAAAUUCAUUCGCUGGAAACUCGCCUAGAAGUUUCUAAUUCCGAUAUCUUUUUUAAAAUGGAAGAGAUACUAUUAGAUAUUGUACAUAAUGGGCAAUUAAAGUUCAUUUAAAUUUGUAUAAAAUAAGAAAGUGUGUUCAAGUUUAUUAUCAUUUAAAUUAUAUUUGAAACAAUCAACAAUAUAAAGCAAAUUAUGUCGAGAUAUAUUAUUAAUACCGUUGAUAUUACAUUUGCUGGUAUUAAAUUUGAUCAAACUUUUCUUAAAAUACUAGUAUAAUCUUCAAACAAGAACUUGAACGUUGCCAGAGAAUUUCCUUCUUGAAUUGUUAACAUUCAGUAGAAUUACGAGAAUAUUAUUUAUAACUGCGCUACCUUUGAUGAGUUAUUAUUAUUGUACAUAUAUAGAUAAAUUUAUUACGGUACGAUUUUUCAUCAGUAGUGUUAGUCUAAGAUGUAAUUUUAAUCCAUGAGUGUUUGGAAACAAUGUUUAAAUCAACAAAUAUAAUAAAUAUAUUGAAUUUA
Diorhabda sublineata is the source of this 2031-nucleotide messenger RNA. Its product is annotated as kynurenine/alpha-aminoadipate aminotransferase, mitochondrial-like. Bases 122 to 1444 code for a protein of 440 amino acids. NCBI's taxonomy places the organism in Eukaryota, Metazoa, Arthropoda, Insecta, Coleoptera, Chrysomelidae. Gene Ontology annotation, biological process: biosynthetic process. The record is from RefSeq and is a predicted model, not a curated record. Gene Ontology annotation, molecular function: pyridoxal phosphate binding; L-kynurenine:2-oxoglutarate transaminase activity. The transcript is spliced from 5 exons.